AUGGGCGAGAUUCCGCUGAACAUGCGGAGAACUUACACCAAGACCGAGAACAAGAACGGAGAGAGAGUCGUGACCACUGUCUCGGUGGUAAGAACCGCGGGAUACGACCCAUUCACACACAUUCCACGGCAUUCAUGGGAGAGCAACGGAGUCGAUGAGCCUCGGAAUCUGCAGGGCGUGCCUCGGCUUGUCGAGCAGAGCAAGGAUUUUGAGAAGCGCGCCCUCGAGCGACACAAUCAUUAUCGAGCCACGCAUGGAGUACCGCCUUUGAAAUGGUGUACGAAGUGUGCGAGCCAUGCACGGGAGCAUGCUCAGCGGAUGGCGAGGACUGGGAAGUUCGCCCACAGUGGAAACCCCAAGCUCGGUGAGAAUCUUUUCAGCAGUACCAGCAGCGGACAGCUAUCGGUGUCGGCCGAAAGAGCUAUCGACGCUUGGUAUGGAGAAGUCCGAGAAAUGAGAUUCGGAGAAGCCAUUCCACGCAAUCUCAGUCGCGUCGGCCAUUUCACCCAGAUUGUUUGGAAGGAUACCAGUCACGUGGGGAUGGCUUUUGCUAUCGGCGGCAACACGGUCUACGUAGCAGCGAACUAUACGUGUCGAGGAAAUGUCAUCGGCGAGUUCCAUAGACAGGUCUUCCCACCGAAAAAUUGGAAAGGACAUUAAAUAGUUGAUGGUUCAUUGUGGUUAUCUGUGUAGGUUGAGAGGAUCGGUUGAGAGGACUGAGGUUAUUGCACUCCGUCCCUGACUCGCAAGGGAAGGGUUCCUAUGAGCGGUUCUGAGGAUUAUAUUAUCAUUAGAAAUAGAAAACAGUUUCUGAUCCGGUCAAAC
Messenger RNA from Galendromus occidentalis (western predatory mite), 825 nucleotides. Its product is annotated as Golgi-associated plant pathogenesis-related protein 1. The transcript has 7 exons. Bases 1 to 660 code for a protein of 219 amino acids. The record is from RefSeq and is a predicted model, not a curated record. Gene Ontology annotation, cellular component: extracellular region. Lineage: Eukaryota; Metazoa; Arthropoda; Arachnida; Mesostigmata; Phytoseiidae.